Molecule: messenger RNA, 561 nt
Organism: Musa acuminata AAA Group (dessert banana)
Lineage: Eukaryota; Viridiplantae; Streptophyta; Magnoliopsida; Zingiberales; Musaceae
Exons: 2
Coding region: 35-268 (77 amino acids)
Biological process (GO): mitochondrial respiratory chain complex IV assembly
Cellular component (GO): mitochondrion
Source: RefSeq, a predicted model, not a curated record
GCGCUCGCGAUGGAAGGAGCGAGGAGAGAGAGAGAUGUCGUCGGUAGGGACGUCGUCGAGGGGGCUGUUGGAGAUCGGCAAGUUCGCUCUGUACGUGACGGUACCCGUCGUUGCCACCUAUUGCUUCGCCACAGACUCCAAGACCCUCCACAAGCUCAUGGCCUUCCGUUCUUAUGUAGUUUAUCCGCCCGAGGGUCCUCGCCCUCCUUCACCAGAGGAACUCAGGGAGAUGGCCCGACAAGUUGCUCGCAAGAACAACAACCAAUGAAUAAUUCACAGUGCAAGUUUAAGGUAACAAGAACUUCUGGUGUUGCUAAGUUACUACAACACUGAUCAUUGAGAUAUUUUUGUUGCUUGGUGCUGUGGUAGGUGUUUGCUGGCAAAAGAAUGAUGUUAUUUGCUGGUUAAUUUCAGUCUUGAAGCUAGCAAUAAGUUAUGUUAAGAAAGGAAUUACCUUCAAAUCUCAACAUUUAGCUUGUUUUAUCUUGAUGCUUGUCUGUAAUUUCAUAUAAUUUCCUACAAUCCACUGAUAUCCAAAAUAAAUGAAUUACUUUUGUUUUC